UAAAAAAAGCAAGAAACACUUUCAUUUCCAUUUGUUUUUGCGGCAUCUAAUCUAUUAAUUUACAGGUACCAUCUAGCAUUGGCUAUCCCUAAUCAGGUUUCUGCUGAAUUUCGUUAGGGUUCGUCCUCGAACCCUUUAAAAUUCAGCAGAUGCCAUUGCUUCAUUGAUCAUCUCCUCGUGCAACAGGUGAGUGUAUUGUGUGAAAAAAAGAAAGAGAGAUGGAUCAGUUGAGGCAGGUUGGGGAGGUUGUGGGCAGUGUGAAGGCUUUGAUGAUACUCAAGCAUGAGAUCUCCAUCAACCAGAGGCAAUGCUGUCUGCUGGCAGACAUGAUGCAGCUGGCCUUCGACACGAUCUCGGAGGAGAUGAGGCACAGCCUGAGGCUCGACGAGAAAGCCACCAAGUGGAAGCCUCUGGAGCGCCCGCUGAAGGAGCUCCACUGCGUCUUCAAGGACGCUGAGUUCCACAUCCGAUACUGCCUCGAUAUCAAGAACUGGUGGGGGAAGGCCAUCAGCCUCCACGCGAACAGGGACUGUGUGGAGAUGCACAUUCACAACGUGCUGUCCUGCUUCACCGUUGUGAUUGAGGCGAUUGAGACGGCCGCGGAGAUCUCUGGGAGCGACGAGCGGGAGCAGCAGAGGAAGAGGGUGGCCCUCCUGCAUAAAUAUGAUCAUGAAUGUGAUGAUCCCAAAAUUUUCUUGUGGAAGUUUGGAAAGCAGUUUUUAGUACCUGCGGAGAUCAGCAGCCGGAUAGAGACCGCGUGGCGGGAGGAUAGAUGGCUGCUGUCCGAGAAAGUUGGGGAGAGGAAGGACGAGAAGAGCGAGCAGAAGCUGGCUGAGCUGCUGCUGAGGAAACUGAGCGAUGUGGAGAUUUCGAAGAAGGUGAUGUCGAGCAGCAUCCUAGUAGGGGCGGCGGAUUACCAAGUGAAACGACGUCUGGGGCCGGGGUACCCCAAUGGGCCGAGCCAUCUCAAGGAGAUUCAAUGGCUGGGGGAGAGCUUCGGGUUGAGGACGUUCAUUGGAGAUGUCGCGCCUUUACUCCCCGAGGUUUCUUCUUUGCUUUCGCUCUCGCAUCCCAACAUAUUGCACCACCUUUGCGCGUUUUACGACGAAGGGAGGAAGGAAGGGUACCUUGUCAUGGAUCUGAUGAGCAAGGAUCUUGCUUCCUACGUGAAGGAGCACUCGGGGCAGAAGAAUCGCGUCCCGUUCACUGUCCCGAUGGCUGUGGAUAUCAUGCUGCAGAUUGCAAGAGGGAUGGAGUAUUUGCACUCCAACAAGAUGUGUCAUGGAGAUCUCAACCCUUCCAACAUCCUUCUAAAGGAGAGGAACAGCGGUUUUGAAGUUAAAGUGUCCGGGUUUGGGAUAAGCGCGAUCAGGAGCUGUGCUUCGAGAAGCACUAGGCCGGUUGCUGCUGAUGCUGAUAUCUGGUUGGCCCCCGAGGUGCUGGCUGAGCUCGGUGGGAAAUGCAGCGGGAACUACUCUGAGAAGGCUGAUGUGUAUAGCUUCGGGAUGCUCUGCUUCGAGCUGCUAACGGGGAAAGUCCCGUUCGAGGACGGCCAUCUGCAAGGGGAGCAGAUGGCGAGGAAUGUGAUGGCGGGAGAGAGGCCUCUUUUCUCCCGUCCUUCACCAAAAUACCUGAUUAACCUCACCAAGAAAUGCUGGCAGAUGAAUCCGGCUCUGCGCCCGUCAUUCUCGUCUAUAUGCCGGAUCCUGCGCUACAUCAAGAAGAUCCUCAUCAUCAGCCCUGAGCACGCCCACCCGCAUUCGCCUCCGCCUCUUGUGGAGUACUGCGACAUGGAGGCUGCGUAUUUGAAGAAGUUCGAAGAAGAAGGGAGUGGGAACCUCGCGCCUGUCACGCAGAUCCCGUUCCAGAUGCUGGCCUACAAGAUUAUUGAGAAGGAGAAAGCCAAUAGCAAGAAAUGGGAUAUGGUCACUGAAGAAAUGGUGAAAGCCCCUGCAUCAAUCUUCGAUGAGGAGCAGUUGGCUGCCAUGGAUGCCCUCUUCCUUGUGCCGACUGAUCGGAGGCCGGUUUGCUCAGAUAUCAUUGACAGCAAGAACUCGGCCGCUGAUGUGGAUCUCGGGACGGUGGAAUCAUUUCCGCUUCGCAAGGCGAUGGAAUCAACAGCUACGACCAACGACAGCUAUGAAGAUUAUGACAAGAAGCCUAAGAAGAAACUAAAAACCAUCAAGACCAAAUUCAUCCCAGAAUCUCCUAAAUCACCAAGAUGUGACGCGCCAUUGAAUUCACCAGCCAGGGCAAAGAAGGCGUCGACUUCAGCAGCCUCGUCACCAUCACGAGCAUUUAGCAAGACAGUGGUGCAGAGUCCAAAGAGGGACGUGAAAAGAACACUACAAUAUGGGAUGAAGAGCAGCAUCUCGCCAGCAUCCUCGCCUGCCAGAGAUUUCAGAGGAAAGAACGAGAGUUCAAUGUGCUCGCCAGCAAGAGUGAAGAAGCCCUACUCUCCGGCUUCCUCGCCAUCAAGAGGUUACAAUGUAUGCCCAUCGCCAAUCCAUCCAUCAUCGCCCAUGAAUCCCAAUGCACGCCCUUCAAGACUUGCUAGGCCGACUGCACUGCCUUCGGAUGCCAGUCCUCGAACCUGAAACAUAGAUCACGCGCUCAGCUAGUGUGCUAGACUGUUUUGCCUUCCACACAACAUAAAAAAGAAGUGAAAAUUUUCCUACUUUUUUGUUCUGUAACCAAGCCAAGCUGUUGGUGUAAGUGAGUUAAGCUAAUUCGCGAGUUACUCGAGAUUCAACACGAUGUUAGAUUGAUAAAACUUGACCCAUGAGCUCAAGAAUUGUUAUAUCAAUCUGAUUUGUACACUAACAGUUUAUAAUUAGAACAUACAUUUAUA
This is a messenger RNA of Salvia splendens (bonfire salvia), 2851 nucleotides long. RefSeq lists its product as uncharacterized. Gene Ontology annotation, cellular component: cytoplasm. The transcript has 3 exons. The record is from RefSeq and is a predicted model, not a curated record. Gene Ontology annotation, molecular function: ATP binding; protein kinase activity. The coding region runs from base 219 to 2597 and encodes 792 amino acids. Lineage: Eukaryota; Viridiplantae; Streptophyta; Magnoliopsida; Lamiales; Lamiaceae. Gene Ontology annotation, biological process: protein phosphorylation; signal transduction.